Messenger RNA from Arabidopsis thaliana (thale cress), 1652 nucleotides. It is a transcript of the gene CYSC1, whose product is annotated as cysteine synthase C1. The record is from RefSeq and is marked reviewed. Gene Ontology annotation, biological process: L-cysteine biosynthetic process. Lineage: Eukaryota; Viridiplantae; Streptophyta; Magnoliopsida; Brassicales; Brassicaceae. Gene Ontology annotation, molecular function: cysteine synthase activity; L-3-cyanoalanine synthase activity. The coding region runs from base 207 to 1313 and encodes 368 amino acids. Gene Ontology annotation, cellular component: mitochondrion. The transcript is spliced from 10 exons.
CUUUUCUCACAUAGUUCCAACAAGCAACUUGUAUUAUUAUAUUCUUAACACCAAUGGUAAUGGAUGAUGAUGCAAUGUAUUUGUCUCGUUUUCUCAUCCAUUUAUAUGAUUGCUUUCUUCUCCACCUCACCAAUCACUCCUCCUCUAAACUUUUCUUCACUCUCUUGUCUCUUCAAACUUCGGUUACUCCGUUUUAGUCGACAACAAUGGCCUCUGUUUCAAGGAGGUUACUGAGGAGAGAGACGAUCCCCUGUUUCAGCCACACCGUGAGGAAACUCUUCUCCACCGUUGGAUCUCCUUCUUUUGCUCAGAGACUCAGAGAUCUCCCCAAAGACUUCCCCUCUACCAACGCCAAACGUGACGCCUCUCUGCUUAUUGGGAAAACGCCUCUUGUGUUCCUCAACAAAGUCACUGAAGGUUGUGAAGCGUAUGUUGCAGCCAAACAAGAACAUUUCCAGCCAACUUGUAGCAUUAAAGACAGACCAGCUAUAGCCAUGAUUGCAGAUGCAGAGAAGAAAAAACUAAUCAUCCCUGGAAAAACAACACUGAUAGAGCCUACUUCAGGAAACAUGGGAAUCAGUUUGGCUUUCAUGGCUGCUAUGAAAGGGUACAGGAUUAUAAUGACGAUGCCUUCGUACACUAGCUUGGAGAGGAGAGUGACGAUGAGAUCCUUUGGUGCUGAGCUUGUUCUCACUGAUCCAGCCAAAGGAAUGGGUGGAACUGUUAAGAAAGCUUAUGACCUCCUUGAUAGUACUCCUGAUGCUUUCAUGUGUCAACAGUUUGCUAAUCCUGCAAACACUCAGAUUCAUUUUGAUACAACUGGUCCUGAGAUUUGGGAAGAUACACUUGGAAAUGUUGAUAUAUUUGUGAUGGGAAUUGGCAGUGGAGGCACAGUCUCUGGUGUUGGCCGAUACCUUAAAUCUAAAAACCCCAAUGUCAAGAUAUAUGGAGUGGAGCCUGCUGAAAGCAACAUACUCAACGGUGGCAAACCAGGUCCACAUGCUAUCACAGGCAAUGGUGUUGGAUUCAAACCAGAAAUCUUGGAUAUGGAUGUUAUGGAGAGUGUUCUUGAGGUUAGUAGUGAGGAUGCUAUAAAGAUGGCUAGAGAAUUGGCAUUGAAAGAAGGUCUCAUGGUUGGGAUAUCGUCGGGAGCUAACACCGUGGCAGCAAUUAGACUGGCGAAAAUGCCAGAGAAUAAAGGCAAACUCAUUGUGACAAUUCAUGCGAGCUUCGGAGAAAGAUAUCUGUCGUCUGUUCUGUUUGAUGAGCUGAGGAAAGAAGCAGAGGAGAUGAAGCCAGUUUCAGUGGAUUGAUGAAGGAAGACUGACACUUUACCAAAAAUCUCGGGAGCAAAAGAUUAUAAAAAGAAAGAUGUAAGAGUAAUAAGUUUGUGUUUAUAUUGUUCUAUUGUUGAUGUAUAAUAUAAUCACAGUAUUGUUGAUGUUGAUCUUGGAUAUUGAAGAUCCAACUAAAUAAAGUUCAUCAUUUUCUGUUUCAAAUAGGGAUUUUCUGCUGGUAAAUUCCGUCUAACUGAGAUUUUGCUGAUGUAACAUAACAUUUUACAAGUAGAGCUAUACCGAUUUCCAACAAAACAGAGGAUUGGAAAAUCAUUACUCUUUUUUGAUGAAAUAAAACGUAUACAUUUACAAGCA